GCGCGUUUGUAAAUUAAUUUUCCUUUAUUCUUUCUUGUAUCGGUACAAGAUGCAUCUCAUUCAGGCACUAGCCUUGCUCGUGGUAUGUUUCCAUUCUGGUGUAUUUGCAGCAUCAGAAUGGGAAGCUCUUGGUUGCUUCAAGGACGGCCACUCGAGAACCAUGCCUCACUUCUUGGGAAAAGUUCAUUAUAAUCCUUCAAAUCCGGGUUAUAAACUCAUGUUUGAUCAGUGCCGUAAAAAAGCAGAAGACCAUGGUUACACUUAUUUUGGGGUUCAGAAUAUGAAAGAAUGUUGGGGAUCAAAGAAUGCAAUGGAAACGUACGAUGAUCUAGGAUGUGAUGAUUACUGUAGAGUAGACGACGAAGGGUACGGCACCGGUGGCAAAUGGUUGAACUUUGUCUAUCGAGUGAAAAAAGAUUGGACAGAAUGUUCCAGAGAUGUGUGCUUGCAGUACGAAAUCGUUCUAAAGAAGCUCUAUGGUGCAAAGUGUCCGGAGUACAACAAAGAGGUUUACGUGGAUAAAGAAAUAACUAAGCCGUGUGAAAACAAGGAUAAAUGUGUUGUUGAUGGUGGCUGGAGUGACUUCUCUCACUGGUCCGACUGUACGAAAACCUGUGGUGGUGGAACRAAAGAGAGAACUCGUUCCUGUACCAAUCCUGCUCCAUCAUUCGAUGGAAAAGACUGUGAAGGAGUUGCCAAGGAAACCAAAGCUUGCAACAGCGAGCCUUGUCGCCCACGUCUAUCUUAUCUUACAAGUAAUGGUCCUUCUAUCCAAUGCUACCAGUGUAUCGGAAAAGAUUGCACUGCUACCAGCAACUGCUCCUCAAGGUUCGAUGCCUGUGCCUUCGUCCACAUACAUGGGGAAGCAUACGCUCGCUUCUGCAGUACAAAAGACAAAUGUGACGAAGCAGCUUUUGAAUGUGAGAAGACCAAGGAGUGUGCUGUGAAAUGCUGCCAGACGGACCUUUGCAAUAAAGAAGGUCCGAUGGCACAUCCAAGUGGAGGUGCUACCAUCAUCGGUUCUAAGGCUUUCAUCGCUGUCCCUCUUGUUGUAGGGAUUUUGUCCUACUUUAUAAUGUCGUGAUCAUAACGUAAAUGAAAGAGGCUUCUCGACAGCCUUGAAGUAAGAACGAUUUAAUGUGCGUACUUAAAUAGACAUCACACCAACCAAAUAAACACAUAUUAUAAACAUA
Actinia tenebrosa (Australian red waratah sea anemone) is the source of this 1193-nucleotide messenger RNA. Its product is annotated as thrombospondin-1. NCBI's taxonomy places the organism in Eukaryota, Metazoa, Cnidaria, Anthozoa, Actiniaria, Actiniidae. The record is from RefSeq and is a predicted model, not a curated record.